AUGGCUGAGCUUGUUCCAUAUUUCGACGGGAUGCAGCAGGGACAAGGAUACAACACCUACCUUCAACAAAUCGGUGUAGCAGAUGCUGUCACUAUCACUCCUGGCCAACCAGCGUCCGACACUUACGACAUCUUCUAUUGGAGUGAAAGAAUCGAUGAUUACACGAAACUUGCGCAAUCUUUGGAGAUAACCGCUGGCGCUGCUAUUUCCGGCUGGAAACAGUCCUCUCAGAUCGACGCAAGCUAUCUUGACCGGCUGAGCUUUGAAAGCAGCACGGUCACAUAUCAAGUCCAGGUGUCAUCCAGGCAACAAGCAUCAAUUGGAAAUUCGUAUUCCUUCAAUCAGAUUAACACUGAUAACCCAAAUAGGCUGUAUGGAGAUCGUUUUAUUGCAGAUUUCAUCCGAGGUGGCCAAUACUUUGCCCGCGUCUCCAUCUCCUCAGUCAACAAAUCGACCAGUGAAGAGAUCAGGCAGGCAUCCGAGAUUGCUUUCUCGAUGUACGGAGUCACCGGGUCCGUCACGAACGAAGUGAGAAGUGCCGUGGAGACAAUCAACAAACACUCCCGCGUCACAGUCUGGAUCCAUACCUCUGGAGGUGGAGGCCGAGCUGGAGUCAUCCAUGCAGAACCUCACGACGGUGACGACUCACACCUUUUUGCGAUCAAGGAAGGUGCGGAUAAUUUCCACCAGGAGUUGAGGGAGGGAAAGCAUAGAUACAGACGAUUUGCGCUCCUGUGGAGAUACACCAACGUCCCGAAUUUCAAUAAUGCAUUUACACCAUUUGACUACACUGUUGCAAACCAGAGGAGCUGGUACCUUUUUGAAGACUUUACGCAGUACGACGCAUACCUCGAGCUCUUCAUCAACGGCAGAGAGAAACAAGCUGAGCUGUACGGGGAAGGGGCGAACAUACUCUCCGUGAUCCGCACCAAAGUCCACGCGAUCAACGAAAACCCGGAAGAAAUAAACUCGCCAAUCUCAUAUCCCAUCCCAGUGGAUUACAGGAAGCUUGUUCUACUGGCCAUAAGAACAGUAACCAUGAUUGCCCAAGAACGAACCCUCGACAACGGUAGCUUCAGCGACAUUGUACUACCAACUCUUCUAGGAAAUGCACGAACGCUGUUCAAGUUCCAGACAUACGACUUCGAUACUGGAUUCGGGAACACGGUUGUUUCCUUUGGAAGACGUGACUCGUCAUUUAUAUGUCUGAGCGGCCAGCGAGUAUCCGAUGGAUAUCAGGAAGAAAGCGUCUUCUGGGCAUUUGAAGACCCGGUAGAGGAGGUUUCGGAGCAGCAGGUCCAUGUGGCCAGUAUGCGAACAAGGGAUUUGCUCCUUUUGAGUCGGACGGACCCAGGGCCUAGACCGUUGUUUACUUUUUAUGCAAAGAGUAGUUGGUAG
Molecule: messenger RNA, 1398 nt
Organism: Aspergillus caelatus
Lineage: Eukaryota; Fungi; Ascomycota; Eurotiomycetes; Eurotiales; Aspergillaceae
Exons: 12
Coding region: 1-1398 (465 amino acids)
Source: RefSeq, a predicted model, not a curated record